UGAAUUACAAAUUAAUACAACAUGACAAAACGUGAGGCUUUCCUACAGGCUGUUUUUAAUGGUGCCAUCGAAGAGUUCUUGCAUUUUAUCCAGCUUCAUGAAGAUGCAGCUGAUUCAUUUGAUCUGAAUGAGCUGCUUCAAGAAUUAUCAAGGAAACAGAAAGAAGCAUUAUGGGAGAAGUUGAAGCACUUGUUAGCGCAGGUUUUGAUAGAAGAUCCAGUAGAAGAAUGGCAGAGAGUUAGAGAAGAAUGUGAUGAUGACAUGGAAACUGAGAGAGCUGCUAAAAGGGAGCAAACUGCAGCUGUGAUUCAAAGUGUGAUAACUGUAGUUACUUCUUCCAUAUCUAUAGUAGAUGAAAACAUAAACUUCAAAGAUCUUUUAGAAUGCGCUGUGAUAUUAAACGGCAUUAUUUAUGCAUUGCCCGACUCUGAAAAAUCUCUGUUGAAAGCCAUCCAGUGCCUAUGUGAACGGUGGUGGGAGAAGGGUCUUGAAGGAAAAGAAGAAUUUGGGAAAACUGCUUUCAUUAUGCUUCUGAAAAUCAAUCUUGAGAAGAAAACCGUUGUGGGGGCGAAUAUAAUCCAUCUAUGGCAUCUUCACCGGGCUUUACUGUGUUUUGAUUAUGACUUAGAGGAGAGUAAUGAAGUGAAGGAUUUGUUACUUCGCUGCUUUAUGAGUGUCAGUCAUAUUAAAAAGGAAGAGGGCAGAAGAUUCCUGAGUUUUCUUUUCACAUGGAAUGUAAACUUCAUCAAAAUGAUACACGGGACUGUUAAAAAUCAAUUGCAGUGUUUUCCUAGGUCCUUGAUGACACACAUUGCUGAAGUUUAUUUCAGAGCUUGGAAGAAAGCAUCAGGGGAGUUAUUGGAGGUUAUUGAGCAUAGCUGUAUCCAGGAUUUCAUGCAUCAUGCAAUUCAUCUUCCCAGGAACUCCCCACUGCACCCCAAAUUGCGAGAGUUGCUGAACUAUUUCCACAAACAAAAUAAAUGUCGCCAAGGAGUUGAAGAAGUUCUAUACAGACUUUAUCAACCCAUUCUUUGGAGAGCAUUAAAGGCCAGAAACUCAGAAGUCCGAUCAAAUGCAGCAUUGCUAUUUGUAGAUGCAUUUCCCAUUCUCAAUCCAUGCUUUAACAAAGAGGAUACAGAUAAUGAAAUUCAAAGGCAGUUUGAUGACCUUUUUACUCUCUUAGAAGAUCCACAACCUCUAGUCCGUUCAACAGGGGUGCUUGGUGUUAGCAAAAUAGCUUUCAAAUAUUGGGAGAUGAUUCCUGCAACUGUGCUUGCUGAUCUUUUAAAAACUCUCAUUGAAGAUCUUGCAUUUGAUGCCACUUCAGCUGACGUUCGAUGCUCUGUUUUUAAAUGCCUGCCUAUAAUUUUGGACAACGUACUAAGCCACCCAUUAUUGGAACAGCUCCUGCCAGCCCUGAAAUACAAUCUCCAUGACAAUUCAGAGAAAGUUAGAGUGGCUUUUGUUGAUAUGUUGCUGAAAAUUAAGUCUGUCAAGGCUGCUAAGUUUUGGAAAAUCUGUCCCAUCGAGCACCUCUUAAUUCGCCUUGAAAUUGAUUCACGACCUGUGUCACGGCGCCUAGUAAAUCUUCUGUUCAGCUCAUUCUUGCCCAUCGAUCAACCAGAAGAAGUAUGGUGUGAGCGCUGUGUUGCACUAAUCCAAAUGAAUCCGGCCGCAGCUAGGAAGUUCUAUCAGCAUGCUUAUGAGUACACUGGCCCGACCAACAUAGCUAAAUUGAUGCUUACCAUUCAGCGCUGUUUGAACGCUUGUAUCCAGCAGGGAUUAAAGGCAGCUGACACUGAUGAUGAAGACAGUGAGAAAGAAAAUAUGAGUGUGCCGAAUGAUGUACUGUCAAUUGAUGACAUACCUUCUAUGGCAGGCUUACUUGAAGUUAUUGUAAUUCUCUGGAGAAGUAUUCGUAAAGCACUUGAUCGCAAUGAAGGAGCCAAAAAUCAUAUUGUCCAAAAAUUUGCUACUGUGAUUCCUGAAUAUUUAAAAAUAUUUAAGGAGGAUCGUUGUACGUCUCCAAUAAUUAUCCUGGCAUCUUUCAUGCCACCUGCUGCAAUUCCUGCAUUCAGCUGUGGUGUGAUCUCUAAACUGAGGAAUCUGGAAAAUGGUGUCACUGAAAAUAAAUAUUCUACUUUGCUUGACUGUCUGUGUCGCUGGGGGAAAGUGGGACACAUUCUUGAAUUAAUCUGUGAUUGGAUAUCUGCUGAGCCAAAUAGGAGAGAGAGUAAUGGGACUGCUGAACGGCGAGUACGUAUCCAAGACACACACGAAUCAAAACCAGAAUUGGCACUUGAUUAUAUAGAGUACUUACUGACUCAUUACAUGAAUCGGGAUUGUCUUCUGUCACUCCCCAAAGAGAAACUGAACCAGCUUUUGAAAGUCCUUGAAGCUGCAAAGGGUGUUCUAGAUUCGUAUAUCAGAGAAACGGAUGCAAGCUCUCCUGGCUUUUACCAAGCAACUGCACUGAGAGCCUUCAGUCUGUAUUGCAGAUUAAAUAUACAUCUUCAAUACAAGUUUGCCUCUGAAGAUCAGGAUUACGUGUCAGCUUUGGCAGAAACAGGAGCUUGGAUAGAAAAUAGCAUUCUACCAGCUCUUUUGACAGAUGAACAGGAGGGCAGCCUGGGGAGGUCAAGUGAAAUCUCUCAACUGGUAGUUCAGACUUACCUUACAGUGUGUAAGGAUCUUAUAGCUGUUGGUCUUGGUGAUUCAGAGUUUCAAGCUCACCUUCUGAACAUGACAGGUGUGAUUAUACACGGAGACAGAGGCUACAUCUUCAUUCCAAUAUUAGUUUACAUCCUGAGAGAGGUGGUUGAAGCUUCUUUAGCCCAUGACGCUGAUAACAGUGAACAUUUGGCAGAAUUUCUUGACAAUGUUCAGAAGAUGUUCCAGAAAAUUCUGGAAUGUAUGGCACUCAGACUCAGAAGACAUCGAGAAGAAGGAAUUCAGUUAAUUCACUCUGUUCAGGAGCCUCUUGGAGAAUUUAUACGUAUAGUCCAGUGUUGUACUUUGACUUCUCCAGCUGUUCGCCAUGGAGUCCUUUCUUCCCUGCUAGCUGCAGCAGUAGUUGAGAUUGGUUAUACCUUACAAUAUAAGGCAUCAAAUUCAGAGGAGCUAAUUCCACCAAAGUCUUUUUCAGAUCUCCCUCCACUUUCAAGCAUUUUAAUGGCAAUUGUGAAUAAAUCAGCAAAUGUGGUCAGAUCUUUUUUAAAUGAGUUAAUGGAAUCCAUUGAAUCUGAAGAAAUUGAAGGAAUUAUUAGCAUUACAGCAAUGGUGUAUGUUGUUUCUUUAAUUAAAGGUAAGCAAAAGCCUUCGUAUGUAAAGGACAUAGCAUCUGCCCUUCAGAGGAAGUUAACCUCAUACAAUGAAAUUGCCGAGGAAGAUGUUAGUGGCGUUCAAAGAACCCUGUAUGAAACAGCUCUACAGAUUCUGGAUGAAAUACUAAGUCCUUGACCACAUAACUACCUUCAGGUCAAGGAAAAAGAAAAGAAGAUGCGUUCAACCCUUCCAAAGAGAGCCAAAGUAGUUAUCUGUACAGUGCCUUGCCUUGAAAAAUAAUGCUGUUUGGUGCUUCCUUGUAACAGAAUUGUA
Elgaria multicarinata webbii is the source of this 3597-nucleotide messenger RNA. It is a transcript of the gene NCAPG2, whose product is annotated as non-SMC condensin II complex subunit G2. Gene Ontology annotation, cellular component: condensin complex; nucleus. Bases 22 to 3459 code for a protein of 1145 amino acids. The transcript has 27 exons. Gene Ontology annotation, biological process: mitotic sister chromatid segregation. The record is from RefSeq and is a predicted model, not a curated record. Lineage: Eukaryota; Metazoa; Chordata; Lepidosauria; Squamata; Anguidae.